Messenger RNA from Macaca mulatta (Rhesus monkey), 2328 nucleotides. It is a transcript of the gene METTL8, whose product is annotated as methyltransferase 8, tRNA N3-cytidine. Gene Ontology annotation, molecular function: tRNA (cytidine-N3)-methyltransferase activity. NCBI's taxonomy places the organism in Eukaryota, Metazoa, Chordata, Mammalia, Primates, Cercopithecidae. The record is from RefSeq and is a predicted model, not a curated record.
GGCUCGCGGGGCAGAUCCUUGGGGACGUGUUGCUCCCGCUUCCAGGUCUCCGCUGCGUGUGUGCGCCCUGCACUUAGGGAUCCGUCCCUCACUGCCCUGGUACCCGCAAGCCUCUCGGCCCCUGACCUUCGCCCUGGGAGGUUCUGGCCAGGUGCCGGGAGGGACGCUGUGUCGAGGGCGAUCCCCCCAAAGCAGCGUCCCGUGCUAAAGGUACUGCUUAGGAUGAACAUGAUUUGGAGAAAUUCCAUUUCCUGUCUAAGGCUAGGAAAGGUGCCACACAGAUACCAAAGUGGUUACCACCCAGUGGCCCCUCUGGGAUCAAGGAUUUUAACUGACCCAGCCAAAGUUUUUGAACACAACAUGUGGGAUCACAUGCAGUGGUCUAAGGAAGAAGCAGCAGCAGCCAGAAAAAAAGUAAAGGAAAACUCAGCUGUGCGAGUCCUUCUCAAAGAGCAAGUUAAGUAUGAGAGAGAAGCUAGUAAAUACUGGGACACAUUUUACAAGAUUCAUAAGAAUAAGUUUUUCAAGGAUCGUAAUUGGCUGUUGAGGGAAUUUCCUGAAAUUCUUCCAGUUGAUCAAAAACCUGAAGAGAAGGCGAGAGAAUCAUCAUGGGAUCUUGUAAAUACGAGUGCUACAAAUUGUUUCUCAAGAAUGCACUGUCCUACUAUGCCUGAAGAAAAAAAUCAUUAUGAGAAAAGUUCUGGCUCUUCAGAAGGUCAAAGCAAAACAGAAUCUGAUUUUUCCAACCUAGAUGGAUUGUUUCCCGGUAGCAAUGCCACUUUCAGGAUACUAGAGGUUGGUUGUGGAGCUGGAAAUAGUGUGUUUCCAAUUUUGAACACUUUGCAGAACUCUCCAGAGUCCUUUCUGUAUUGUUGUGAUUUUGCUUCUGGAGCUGGGGAGCUCAUAAAGUCACACUCGUCCUACAGAGCAGCCCAGUGUUUUGCCUUUGUUCAUGAUGUAUGUGAUGAUGGCUUACCUUACCCUUUUCCAGAUGGGAUCCUGGAUGUCAUUCUCCUUGUCUUUGUGCUCUCUUCUAUUCAUCCUGACAGGAUGCAAGGUGUUGUAAACCGACUGUCCAAGUUACUGAAACCUGGGGGAAUGCUGUUAUUUCGAGACUAUGGAAGAUAUGAUAAGACUCAGCUUCGUUUUAAAAAGGAAUGUUGUUUAUCUGAAAAUUUUUAUGUUCGAGGAGAUGGUACCAGAGCAUAUUUCUUUACAAAAGGGGAAGUCCACAGUAUGUUUUGCAAAGCCAGUUUAGAUGAAAAGCAAAAUCUGGUUGAUCGCCGCUUACAAGUUAAUAGGAAAAAACAAGUGAAAAUGCACCGAGUGUGGGUUCAAGGCAAAUUCCAGAAACCAUUGCACCAGACUCAGAAUAGCUCCAAUAUGGUAUCUACACUCCUUUCUCAAGACUGAACUUUGUAACAUGUUAAGGUACAAAGCCAGAGGACUGCUAUUCAAGGACUACUAUAAGUCUUUCGUUUCUCAAAAGACAAUGAGAAAAAAAGAAGAGAAUUUGUGUUUCCUGCUGUUUUGUCAUAGGUGAGCUCCUUUGUACAUUUUAAGCACAUGUAAGUGGUUUGGCACAGUGUGCCUUUUUCUGUGCUUUGAAAACUUGAUAUGCCGAGCUUGUUUGAAUUUAUUACAUCUAACCAUUUUGCUUAUUUCUUGAAUUUUAUAAGCAUUCAAUUAAAUUAGUAUUAUGUCAGGUAAUUUUGAGAAAUCGUAACUUGACAUUUUUUGCAAGUAAAAAAAAUUGUUUGUUUGUUUGGGCUUAGAAAACCAGUUCCCAAACACAGUCUGACUCUUCCCAUUGUCAUCUGAUUGCAGAGAGAAAGCACACCUUGUUUCCAGGGAAAGCUACAACAAGCCCAAAGUCAAAGUGUAUUAUUUUUUGUCUUGUUGUUGUCUAUUUUCUCCCACUUUUUUUUCUUUAAUUCAGGGGCUGACACCUGAAAUCGAAUUUUAGUUCCUCUUUCCUUUCCUAAAAUUGGGGAAGUAUAACCCAUGCUAACAUUAUUUUCAGGCUAUUCUUAGAUGUACAUGUUGUUAGGCCAGGUGUAGUGGCUCACACUUGUAAUCCCAGCACUUUGGGAGAUUGAGGCAGGCAGAUCGCUUCAGGUCAGGAGUUCGAGACCAGCCUGGACAUGGCGAAACCCUGUCUCUACCAAAAAUACAAAAAUUAGCCAGGCAUAGUGGCACAUACCUGUGGUCCCAGCUACUCGGGAGACUGAUGUGGGAGGAUCACUUGAGCCUGGGAGGCAGAGGUUGCAGUGAGCUGAGAUUGUACCACUGCACUCCAAACUGAAUGACAGGGUAAGACCUCAUCUC